AUGCCUGGUCUUACCCUCUCUCCGUCCCGCAUCGUCGUCAUCCAACACGACUCCGCGAACGACUUCCUUGCUGCCGCCUAUCCCACCCUUCGCCGCCAUGAAGCCUCGUCCAACAUCGUCCUCGCACACGCACUCAAGCGCAUCACCGCAGAGGCCGCCCUCAGUGCAUUCCAAUUUAUCAGUGACGCCGACGUCGAAGCCUGCUUUGAUCCGUCCUCCUCUUUGCCCCACCGCACCACUGACUCUUUCUGGCUUACCGUCUGGUCCAUCACCCCCUCCGCCCGCCCGACCCUCGACUUUGUCCUCUCCUCUGUCAACUCCACCCUCGGCGAGUACCCCAUCUUCCUCUGGACACCCCACCGCGUCGGCACCCUCUCCUCCGAAUGGCUCCUCUCCAGAACACAGCACCUCGCAGACCAUCUCCGCCUCUGCGUUCCCCCAGAGCGCGUCUUUUCCGUAUUCGGCAUGACUCCCCUCGUCAAGACAUUUGCGCGCUACUGGUCUGCCCUCACAGGCUUCGCCAUUGAGCCGGAACCUUUUUACGCAGCCUUCUUCUCCUACUGUACAGCCGACUCUUUCGAACCCUCGGACGUCCCCAUCCCUCACAACCACGUCCUCCGCCGCGCGACCACGCACGACCUAGAACCCGUCGCCCGCCUCUGCAAGGAGUUUGCCGACGACUCGGUCUACUUUCCCCUCGCGAUUGAGCACGCUCGCGUGGAGGCCCGUGAACUCAUCGCAAAGGGCCAGAUCUGGGUCUACGACGCUGCCGGCGACAUCUCCACCAUCUGCGCCGUCACCCGCAACUCUCACCGCGUCUCCGCAAUCACAAAAGUAUACACCACCCCCCGCUGGCGCCGCAAGGGGUGUGCAGAAUUCCUCGUACGCGAUGUCACUGCCAGGCUCCUGUUCGACUGUGGAAAAGAUUGUGUCGUCCUGUACGUCGGACACGAAAAUAGCGCCCAGCGCGUGUACGAUCGCGUCGGCUUUGCCGGCCUCUGCGGAAAAGACAAGCCCGAGGGCGUCGAAGACUCGCUCGAACUCGGCUUUGUCGGGGCGACUCGGGGACACUGGUGA
Fibroporia radiculosa is the source of this 1077-nucleotide messenger RNA. RefSeq lists its product as uncharacterized. The coding region runs from base 1 to 1077 and encodes 358 amino acids. The transcript is spliced from 3 exons. The record is from RefSeq and is a predicted model, not a curated record. NCBI's taxonomy places the organism in Eukaryota, Fungi, Basidiomycota, Agaricomycetes, Polyporales, Fibroporiaceae. Gene Ontology annotation, molecular function: acyltransferase activity, transferring groups other than amino-acyl groups.